GGGACUCAGUCUGCUAUGGUGACCUGGGAUGCUUCAGUAACGAGCCUCCAUUUGUUAGCGAGCAGGAACCAGUCGCUGUUCUGCCUCAAACGAGGUAUUUGCUCUACACACGAGAGUCGAGGACUGUUGCUCAAGCCCUGGACGCCAGGCACCCGGAAACUGUCACCUCCGUCUGGACCAGGUUUCAGGAAAGACCAACAAAAAUCUUAAUCCACGGCUUCCUGGACAGUGUUGCUCUCACUUCUAUGUGGCUGGACAUGAAGGACGAGCUCCUAUUCCACGACGACUACAACGUGGUGAUCGUAGACUGGUCUAAAGGAAACGAGUUACCCUACGACCAAGCCUGCGCUAAUGCCCGAGUAGUGGGAGCACAAAUCGCUGCCUUGAUCAAAUCUCUUAUCAAGGGAACGGGUGUGUCGGCGGCAAGUUUCCACAUCAUUGGUCACAGCCUGGGAGCCCACGUGUCUGGGUAUGCUGGCGAGCUGGUCCCAGGGGUGGGCCGAAUUACGGGACUGGACCCUGCCGGACCUUAUUUCGAGAACACAGAAACGGUUGUCCGACUGGAUGAGAAGGACGCUCUGUUUGUGGAUGCUAUCCACACAGAUGCCAAGAACCUUCUUCAGCUGGGAUUGGGUACCAAGACCCCGAGUGGACACAUGGACUUCUACCCAAACUUGGGUCACGACCAGCCCGAGUGUACUUACAACCCCAUCACCAACAUCAUCGCAGGAAAUGGCAUUAUAGUUGGUGUUGAGGAGACCAUUGCCUGUAGCCAUAUUAGGGCAGUCCAGUAUUUCACGGAGAGCAUCAACACGCAGUGUCCCUUUUUGGCCUUCCCCUGUGCCAGCGAGGAUGAUUUCCAGAACAACCUGUGCCACAGCUGUACCGAGGACGGGUGUGCCAGGUUUGGGCUGGACGCCGAUAAACACAAGCCAGCACAGGGCAAGAAGGUCAAAUAUUUCCUGACCACUGCUGGACAUAAACCAUUUUGUCAGCUGCAUCUGACCGUGACCCUGAAACUUACCUACGGUAGUGGCGACGACGAGAGGGGAACCCUGGACCUUGUCGUGGUCGGAGACAACGGCACAACUGGGACGAUUCAGCUGACUGGUUCAACGUCUUGGUCCCCUAACAACUUCGGCAACGUUCCGCUCAGAGCGACCUUCACCUGGACCCACAAAGCAGCCAUCUUGGACCCACUCCACUGGGACCUCCUGGGUCUGCAGCACCCGAAGCUCUAUCUGGAUGAGAUCGACAUCUACAGGGACGAGACCAGCACAGAAGAACUAAAAAUAAAUCAUCCAUGUUAA
Molecule: messenger RNA, 1310 nt
Organism: Candidula unifasciata
Lineage: Eukaryota; Metazoa; Mollusca; Gastropoda; Stylommatophora; Geomitridae
Source: the annotation of a GenBank genome assembly